Salvia miltiorrhiza (redroot sage) is the source of this 2675-nucleotide messenger RNA. RefSeq lists its product as uncharacterized. The transcript is spliced from 8 exons. Gene Ontology annotation, molecular function: carbohydrate binding; hydrolase activity, hydrolyzing O-glycosyl compounds. Lineage: Eukaryota; Viridiplantae; Streptophyta; Magnoliopsida; Lamiales; Lamiaceae. The coding region runs from base 1 to 2538 and encodes 845 amino acids. Gene Ontology annotation, biological process: carbohydrate metabolic process. The record is from RefSeq and is a predicted model, not a curated record.
AUGACAUCAUUCAAAACAACAAAGAAACACCAUAAACACAUCAACAACCCUUUCCCCUCCAACCCAAAGACUCUUCCUUUGAUCCAAGGAAGUCUAUUUUUCGAUCCUCAAACACUUCCUCCACAGCAAGUUUACGACAUAGGCCAUGAUUUCCAGCUGAAGUGGUCGUCAAACAAUGGAGGGUCUCUCGCAGUUUGCCACAAGUCCAACUUCUCAAGAUCGAUAUGGUCUACGGUGCCGGGCCGGGCCUUCGUCUCUGCAACCGCCGCCGACACAGAGGUGGAGGAGAGCAGGGGAUCGUUCGUGGUCAAAGACAGCAACAUCCGCCUCGUAUGCAGUCAUCAAACUGUUGAAGAGAUCAGAGUCAUUCAAGAAUCGGACCCGGAAAGGGAUAGGGCCCGGGCCCUAUCACCUUCUAUGCUGAUCAAAGGGAGGGUUUUUAAUGUGAAGGGAGGGAGAAGAGGGCGUGUUGAGAGUGAAAGUUUGGAGCUUGUUGAGAAGAGCAUAGCUGCAUAUGCUAAGUAUUGGAUGGUGUUUGAUCAGAAAAGCAGUGAUCAAGUGGGGUUUCGAGUGAGGUUUGGGACGCCGAAUUCGGGUCGGGACCAGAAGCUCUCUGCAAGAAGCUAUGGAUGCAGAGGCCUUGCUCGAAAAUUGGGGAGAAUUCGCAGGCUUCGAGUUGGAUGGUGUGGAUCUUUCUUGAAAAAGAGAGUGGUUGUUGCAUUUUCUCAAGAAGAGGAGAAUGUGGUGAUGAAGAAGGCAUCUUUUCUUGAUUUCAAUAGGGUUUGCCUCACUUAUUCUAGUGAGAGGAGUGAGAGAUUCUAUGGCUUUGGAGAGCAGUUCUCUCACAUGGAUUUGAAGGGGAAGAGGGUGCCAAUGUUGGUUCAAGAACAAGGGAUCGGAAGAGGGGAUCAGCCCAUCACUUUUGCUGCUAAUUUGGUUAGCUAUAGGGCAGGAGGUGAUGAGAGCACAACUUAUGCCCCUUCACCUUUUUACAUCACUUCAAAGAUGAGAUCACUUUAUCUUGAAGGAUAUAACUACUCAGUUUUUGAUCUAACAAAUGAUGAAUCUGUCCAGAUACAGUUGUAUGGAGACAUGAUUGAAGGUAGAAUCUUGAAUGGGAACUCACCGGUUGAGCUCAUUGAACGCUUCACGGAGACCAUAGGUAGGCCUCAAGAGCUUCCCGAGUGGAUAAUCUCCGGGGCUGUGGUGGGCUUGCAAGGAGGCACGGACGUGGUUCGUGACAUCUGGGAGCAGCUGCAAGCCAUGGAUACACCAAUAUCAGCAUUUUGGUUGCAGGAUUGGGUAGGGCAGAGGAAGACAGUUAUCGGGUCACAACUAUGGUGGAAUUGGGAAGUGGAUUCAACUAGGUAUACGGGUUGGAGACAGUUGAUUGAAGAUCUUAGUGCUCAGAAAAUCAAAGUGAUGACAUACUGCAAUCCUUGUCUAGCUCCAAUGGAUGAGAAGAAAAAUGUGGGAAGGCACCUCUUUGAGGAAGCCAUGAAGUUGGAUAUCUUAGUGAAGGAUAAAAAUGGAGGACCAUACAUGGUUCCCAACACGGCUUUUGAUGUCGGGAUGUUGGAUUUCACGCACCCUAAAGCAGCACCUUGGUUCAAGCAGAUCUUGAAAGAAAUGGUGGAUGAUGGAGUCCGGGGCUGGAUGGCUGAUUUUGGCGAAGGCCUUCCAGUAGACGCUUGCCUCUAUUCAGGAGAGGAUCCCAUCACGGCCCACAACAGGUAUCCGGAGAUCUGGGCUAGGGUGAACAAGGAAUUUGUGGAGGAAUGGGAAAGCAGCCGGGCAGACGAGCCCUUGGUUUUCUUCAUGAGGGCCGGCUUUCGAGAUAGCCCAAAAUGGGCUAGCCUGUUUUGGGAAGGGGAUCAAAUGGUGAGCUGGCAAGCCAAUGAUGGGAUAAAAAGUGCAGUUGUAGGUUUGUUAAGCAGUGGGAUAUCUGGCUAUGCUUUCAACCAUAGUGAUAUUGGUGGCUAUUGUGCUGUCAACUUGCCGUUUUUCAAGUACCAACGGAGCAAGGAGCUUCUGCUCCGUUGGAUGGAGCUCAACGCGUUCACCACUGUCUUCCGUACACAUGAAGGGAACAAGCCAUCAUGCAAUAGCCAAUUCUACUCCAACCAAAAAACUCUAUCUCAUUUCUCAAGAUUUGCAAAGAUUUACAAAGCAUGGAAGUUCUACCGGCUGCAGCUAGUAAAGGAAGCAUCGCAGAAGGGGCUGCCGGUGUGUCGCCACCUCUUCCUCCACUACCCAAAAGACGAGCAUAUUCACAAGCUAACAUACGAGCAGUUUCUAGUUGGCUCGGAGAUCCUAGUGGCGCCUGUGCUCGACAAAGGCAAGGAGGCUGUUAAGGUCUACUUCCCACAAGGGGAGAGUCAUGUGUGGAAGCAUGUUUGGACAGGAAAACUACAUCACAAACAAGGUUUUGAAGCUUGGGUGGAAGCUCCAAUGGGAUAUCCAGCCAUUUUUGUGAAAGAUGGAUCCCAAAUCGGAGAAAAGUUUCUAGAAAACCUUAGAGACUACAACAUCUUGUGAUAGAACAGAUUCUUUGCAAAUAGUUAGGAUGGAUGAUUGAUUUUAAUUUGAUUUGAUUUCAUCAUGUGAUUAAGUGCUCAAAAUGUAAAUAGCAUGAUUCAUUUCAAUCUUGGAAGCAAGAAUCUUACAUUAGAUCA